Molecule: messenger RNA, 6575 nt
Organism: Synchiropus splendidus (mandarinfish)
Lineage: Eukaryota; Metazoa; Chordata; Actinopteri; Syngnathiformes; Callionymidae
Gene: caln1
Product: calneuron 1
Exons: 7
Coding region: 3398-4114 (238 amino acids)
Molecular function (GO): calcium ion binding
Source: RefSeq, a predicted model, not a curated record
AUUUUCUGAUGAUUCUGCCUGUUCGGGUCUAAUCGGAUCUCGUGUAGAAGAAGCUUGUGCACUGGUGAGACUGGAACUCAAGAGUCGCACGAAGCGUCGAACACCAUGGUGAUAGAAACGCCACGUCAGCAGUGUGCAGCCUGUGGAAACGAGCUGAGCCAGAAGCUCACACCCAUUCAGUCGCAGUGAUGCGCGGGAUGAUGAGCUCUGUCAUCUGAGACUCGUACUAAAGCCGACUUCUCCAGCAGAGUCAUCAUCACCCCUUAAAUUCAGAAGUCAACAUGUCAGCAGCUAUAGUCACUUCUCCCUGAUGUGAUUGCAGUUCAACUACUGCUACAAAUACUAUCAAUUUUGCUAAAUAGAACAGUGAUUUCUACCACUACUCUUCUCCUCCACUGAUAAUGCCACUGUUUCUUUUAUGGCUACGCCAUGUAUUAUUUCAUCUACAACUAGUUUUCUAUGUGCGAAUUUUUCAAGUAUCUAUUACUAUGGUAUUACUACAAUAACGACUCCUUCAAAAUUUUCAGUUUUUACCAGUACCACCGCUACUACCUUUCAUGACUACCAGUACUUACAAACUACUGUCUUACAUGAGUAUCUACCACGACUAUGAUACACCAUGACUCCCAUUAAAUGUACUCCUACCACAACCUCUACCAAAAUUACUUCAACUUUUGCUCUAAACUACUGCUAUUAUGACUUCUAGUACUACCAAAACAGACGACAUUGUCUCCAGUACUAUCACGAAUUUGGCCACAACAACUGCUAUUAGAUAGACAUAUAACUUCAUUCUCCCAAUACUACUACUUCUGCUCCAACUGCUGCCUUUACUGCAGCUAUUACUGUUGGGAGAGGCAGCGAACAUGUUGUGCUUUUCAGAUGUCAGGUUUCUGUUGUUCUUGUUUGCUCAGAGUUGUUGUUGAACGUGUGAAGGUGAGUAAUGAUGAUGAACGGUGGUUAUGCUCCUGAACGUGGUCGUCUCAGCACAUUCAUCACUUCCUGUUCACGGCUGAUUGUUUCCUCCGUCAGAGCCGUCACCGCGUCGCCUCAUUUAGCUCUGCCGCUAACAACGUCGAGGCAAAAAGAAACACCAUUUCUUUUCUGAGGAUCUGACUUGGUGUUAUGAGACACGGCAAGUCUGGUGCUUCACUGGUACCAGUCUGUGGCCAGUGCUCUGCAGCCGGGUCUGAUGAGAAGAACCGCCAUCUGGCCCCGUGUUCGCCGCUCAGUCUCACGUCAACAUGUGAUUCUAAGCUUGAAACAGCUCAGAGCUGGUGUGUUCAGGCGCCGAAUGUGGCCCUUGAUGAAGUGUAUUAAGUUACUUUCAUGAAAUGACUAGUUGCUCACUGCUCUCAACCAAUUAUAUAAAGAUGUAUAUAAAGUACGUAAAACCUCUAAUCUGGUGACCCACGCAUCCAGUCCUCACUGGAGGAUUAUGAAACAUAGGUCCCAAACUCGUAGUUCAGGGGCCAAGUGAGGCCCACAGGACGGUGUUUUGUGGCCCCCUACAUGAGCUCAGGCUUGUAACAGUUGGGUCUAGUCCAGCCAGAGUCUCAUGACUCACUCACAGCGCUCGUGAAAAGCUAAACAAGUAUCCGAGGUGGGGAUUGAAUGCACAACUCUUUUAAGAUGCUGCUCAGGAUGCCACUUGUUCACAGAAGUACUUGGGUCGACUCUCGUCUGCGGCUCUUCGAGGACAAGAGUGGUUCGAUUGUCUGUUUCCUCCUCUGAGGGUCGGAGCUUUUUUAUUCUAGUGUGUUUAGUGUGUGGCUAAUGUACGCUGUGUGUAGUGUUAGUCAGUGUUGUUCAGUGAUCAUACUUCGCUCGGUGUUGGCUUGUUGAUGUCCUUGCUGAGCAGCUUGUCGCUGUUCAUGAAUUAGUGUGUGUGUGUGUUUAGCAAUUAUUUAGGAGCUGGUUGGCGGGUGGCGAUGGUCAUUGGUAACGUGUGAAAACAUGCUCGCAGUCAAACACAGCGGUUCAGCAAAGAGAUGUGAGAGGUUGAGAGACCUGUUGUGUAUUCAUGUCAUCAUCUCUUGGUUAUUUAUGUUGUCAUCAGUUGUUUAUUCAUGUCGUCAUUUGUUGUUUUAUCCAUGUCUUCAUCAGUUGUUCAUUCAUGACGACAUUGGUUGGCGGUUUACGUGUGUCAUCAUCCGUAAUUUAUUCAUGUAGUCAUCAGUUGUUGCAGUUGUUGACUCCUGUCUUCAUCAGGAAUUUAUUCAUGUAGUCAUCGGCUGUUUACUCAUGUCAUCAUCUGCAUUUUUAUUGCCAUUGUUGUCAAUUUUUUACUGUUGUCAUCACUUGGGUAUCUAUGUUGUCAUCAGUUAGGUAUUCAUGUUGUCAUCAGUUACUUAUUCAUGUUGUCAUCAGUUAGGUAUCUAUGUUGUCAUCAGUUAGGUAUUCAUGUUGUCAUUAGUUACUUAUUCAUGUUGUCAUCAGUUAGGUAUUCAUGUUGUCAUCAGUUACUUAUUCAUGUUGUCAUCAGUUAGGUAUCUAUGUUGUCAUCAGUUAGGCAUUCAUGUUGUCAUCAGUUACUUAUUCAUGUUGUCAUCAGUUAUGUAUUCAUGUUGUCAUCAGUAGGAGCAAGCAGGUGUUUCUGCUGAGCUGAGGUGCUGGACUGUGAUUUGUGGUAGAAGUGGAGUGAGCACCUGUGGUCACCAGCUUUGCAGUGACCCAGAGAGUUUCUCUGUCUGGGCUCUCUAAGAGAGAGAAGCUCAGUCAUCCAGGAGAGACCCGGAGGAGAACUUCUGCUCCUCUGGGAGGAGACACUGGGGCAGUCCCAGGACCUUGGGUCUCGAUGGUCACGGUCCUCAAUGACUGGUUGUUAAAAGUUGGCCGAACUGUUCCUGGCGACACGUAUAUUUCCUGAAUUCUAUUAAAGUCAAACUGAAGCUCUACAUCAGAUAAAGUACCGCGACGCCUCCGUCUGAUCCCUCAAGUCAUUUCUCUAUUUCACUUUUUAUCAUCAGCCUGUUGAUCAGAGAACUGCCUUCAGUCGGAUGAUAAACGCUGCAAGAGAACCGAGGAAACAAAAUGAGAAACUGAAAACUCCUUGGUUGAACUCAGAUCUUAACUGAUCUCAGCAGGUUUAUGAAUUAGAAUUGUCUAGGGGUGCUGGUGCCCAGCAGGGGGCGUUUUCUGUGAUGCCAUGAAGAGUCCAGCUAAGCCCUCGGCAGUGGACAGACAUGCCUUGCUCAUGCUCCUGACCAGGUUUACCUUCCUGCACACACACACACAGUACCUGCGGCAGGAACAGGAAGUGAUGUCAGCUGGAGGGGAAGUUUGGGAUUCGAGACCAGGUCAUGACUUGUAAUUGUCUCUCUGCUACCAUCCAGUUGAUCCUCCCUUUUGACCCCUGAGUCUGAUUCUGCCGACACACACGAGUCAUUGCAGGGAGAAGAUGCCGUUCCACCAUGUCACGGCGGGUCUGCUCUACAAGGGCAGCUACCUGAGCCGCUCGCUGUCGGACAGUGACAGUGAUGUUCUGGCCAGCAUCUCUGUGGAGGAACUCGACGAAAUCCGUGAGGCGUUCAAGGUUCUGGAUCGAGAUGGCAACGGGUUCAUUUCCAAGCAGGAGCUGGGCAUGGCCAUGAGGUCUUUGGGGUACAUGCCCAGUGAGGUGGAGCUGGCCAUCAUCAUGCAGAGACUAGACAUGGACGGUGACGGGCAGGUGGACUUCGACGAGUUCAUGACGAUCCUCGGACCCAAACUCUUGUCCUCCGAAACGAGAGAAGGCUUCUUGGGGAGCACGAUAGAUACCAUCUUCUGGCAGGCUGAGCUGAAAUUGAAGUGUCACAUCCUCGCCGGCUGGAGUGACAGGAUCAUGAUUCAGUUCGACAUGCAGCGGAUCACGCUGGAGGAGCUCAAACACAUCCUGUUCUGCGCCUUCAGAGACCACCUGACCAUGAAGGACAUUGAGAACAUCAUCACCAACGAGGAGGAGAGCCUGAAGGAGAACUCCGGCAACUGUCAGACAGAGUUUGAAGGUGUUCAUCCGUCCAAGAAGAACCGUCAGACAUGCGUGAGGAAGAGUCUCAUCUGCGCCUUCGCCAUGGCGUUCAUCAUCAGCGUGAUGCUCAUCGCAGCCAACCAGAUGCUGAGGAACGGCAUGGAGUAGCCCCCUGUGGGGGGGCAGCCGCCUGCAUGUGCAUGCGAGUAGGUGGCCUCCUUCCCCCUACUCAAGAACCUGGACCAGAACUAACGUCCACAGUUUUUACCGGUUCAGUCCGAACCAACCGUGAAGCCAGCAGGCAGGUCAGCGGCGCUGCCUCACUCCCUUUACUCUGACAGGGACAUCCAAGGGCUGACAUCAACAUCUCGUCCCUCGAUGCAAUAAGAACUGUGCUGGAGCUCGGACCCCAGGAGGACCGACCCAAGGAGAACUUUGAGACGCUCAGACGACGACUAACAAAAUGUUGAGACACUAAAUGAUACUGACGUUACCUGAGCUGGUUCUGGCUCCCCGACCGGGCCGAGGUCCGAGACCACCAUCGUCAGUGCAUGUCCCUGUCUGUGUCUGUAUAUAGUGUGUGUGUGUGUAUAUGGGGUUUCACCCCUCGCUGUGGUCCAACACACCCACAUGAUCAAACUCAGCGAGUCCUCCUGACACUGCUCCAGUUUCUUCAAAACAAAAAAGUGAUGUACUAACUUGGUGCUUGCCGUGGAGCUGUGACAUCACUGUGUGUCACAUGACUGGUGGGGAGUUGUCGCCUGUGUGGCUCCAUCUUCUCAUCCGGGCUCCUUUGAAGCUGCUUUGCCUGAUGGAACUAGACCGUGUCAAACCCCCCUGAUGGGCAGAUGAGCAGUGGAGGCUGAGAGGCCUGAUGAUGUGAGGUGGUGGUCAUAAUGUUACUGCUGAUCUCUAUGAAAGAGUUUACAAGAUAAAUCAUAAUGAAAAACAGAAGCAUUUCUGAACACACACACCAGCUCCAGUGUUGAGGGGCAACAGUGACACACCGUGGUGAAGCACGAUAUUGCUCGUAGGUUCAUGCCAUCGGAACAGCUCAGCCAUAACAUCCUGGCCACCAGAAGAAUGUUCUCUUCUUGUUGCUGCCGGAAUGGAGGAUCUUCUCUGCAGUGGUUAGUAUCGACCCAAACUGGACCUCCGGGUGAGCAACUGACUCACACCUGAGCAGUCUUCAUGAUGGGCUCUGAUACGUUCUCAGACUGACGCCUCAGCUGUGUGGCUUCCCGGGCUGAAUAGUUCAAGCGUGGUCACUUUCAUGAUGAAUUGGGUUCCAGAUCUGGUUGGAGGUUCUGGUGAUGCAGAAGUGGAUCCACUCUCAACACCAGCAGUGAUGAUAGAACUGGUCAGCUUCAGGACUUUCACCGUCACUGAACACCUCACCCUGUCACCACUUCACACUGUCACCUUUUCAUCCUUUCACCUCCUCAUCCUGUCACCACUCUCACCCGUUGACUCUGUCACCUCCUCACCCUGUCAUCUCCUCACACUGUCACCUUUUCAUCCUUUCUCCUCCUCAUCUUGUCGCCUCCUUUGCCAUGUCACCUCCUCACCCUGUCACCAAUUCACCCUGUCACCUGCUCCUCAGAUAGUCCAGAUCUGAUUGGCCUGAAAAUUCCUGUUGGUCUUCAACUGUUUUUACUUUUGAGCAGAAAUGUUUGGUAUUUAUUCCUCUGAUGUUUACAUCCGUCAUGUUUCCUCCCAUCAAUAGUCGUCUGCUGCUUUUAUAUUCUACCUCUAGGUGUCACUGCAGCACGUCCCUUCUCCAACAUCUGUGUUAGAGUUUGCUGUGUGUCGUGAACAUGCACUGUUAAUAUCGAUCACAUUCAUGUCAUUCGAUUCUCUGUUUUUCACUUCCUAUUGUAAUCAACAUGUUUUCUCUUCAACUCAGGAUUUUAUGUUUUUGGUAUUAUUGCAUUUGUAUUAUUUGCCUUUCACUUUUCUUCUGUGUUUGUCAGUUCUUGUAGUUUCAUACUUAUUCCUUCAUUUUUUUUUUACGUUGUGCUUCAUUCACUUUUGUUUUGCUCAUUGCAUCUUAUUGUCUUCAGUUGGGAUCAACUUAAUUUUUACAUUUUAUUUUACUUAUUUAUAUUAUUAGUACUGUCAACGAUCUUUAUUAAGAUAAUUAUUUUAUGUAUACGAUAGGUUGAUUUUGUGUCUAAAUUAAUUUAAUUUAUUUUCUCUCAACUCUUCUUUGAAUGAUUCCAGUGUAAUUCAAAUUAUUUUGUAACAUUAUUACUUUCUUCAUGUAUAUUCCAUGUCCUUUUUUAUUUAUUGAUGGGUUUAUUUAAUUUUCUUCAACUCUAGUAAUCUUCCUUAUUAUUAUAAACUGCGCUUGUUUGGUUGUUUACUUCUUUUUAGUCUUUAUUUUCAUUUUUUACUAACAAUAAUCGUAAGUACUACUUGUCACCUUUGUGACCAUUCUCUGUUUUAAAAUCCUGCUCCUGUUAUCCGUCAUUCUAGUCUUCAUUCCUGCACGUGUGUGUCGUGUGAGGUCAGAGGUCACGUGUACAUACUCUGUGGUGACACACAAGCACACCCUCGUCUGCAUGUGCAGCAUCUUAAACUAUUAGAGGAUCAGUAAUCACGUGUGUACAUACAUACAAUGCAAUAA